AUGUCACCAGGAAACAGCUCAUGGAUUCAUCCUUCUUCUUUCCUGCUCUUGGGAAUCCCAGGACUGGAAGAGUUGCAGUUUUGGCUUGGUUUGCCAUUUGGAACAGUCUAUCUUAUUGCUGUCCUAGGGAAUGUCAUCAUUCUCUUUGUAAUCUAUCUUGAACACAGCCUUCACCAGCCUAUGUUCUACUUACUGGCCAUACUGGCUCUGACUGACUUGGGUCUAUCUACAGCAACUGUUCCCAGAGCACUUGGCAUAUUCUGGUUUGGCUUCCAUAAGAUUACCUUUAGGGAGUGUAUAGCUCAAAUGUUCUUCAUACAUCUGUUUACAGGCAUGGAAACAUUCAUACUUGUGGCUAUGGCCUUUGAUCGCUACAUUGCCAUCUGUAACCCUCUCCGAUAUAAUACUAUCCUCACCAACAGAAUGAUCUGCAUUAUUGCUGGAGUUGGACUAUUCAGAAAUUUCAUUUUGGUUUUUCCACUUAUAUUUCUCAUUCUAAGGCUUUCAUUCUGUGAGCAUAAUAUCAUACCUCACACAUACUGUGAGCACAUGGGUAUUGCCAGACUGGCAUGCAUCAGCAUCAAGGUUAACAUAUUGUUUGGAUUAUUACUCAUAUCUGUGAUAUUUCUGGAUGUUAUUUUGAUUGCUCUGUCCUAUGUGAAAAUUCUUCACGCUGUAUUCAAACUCCCAUCCUGGGAAGCCAGGCUCAAAGCUCUUAAUACCUGUGGUUCCCACGUGUGUGUGAUCUUGGCUUUCUUCACUCCAGCCCUUUUCUCCUUCUUGACUCAUCGAUUUGGGCACAAUAUUCCACAAUAUAUCCACAUCCUCCUUGCUAACUUAUAUGUAAUCAUUCCCCCGGCUCUUAACCCUAUUAUUUAUGGGGUGAGAACCAAGCAGAUUCGAGAUCGUGCAGUGAUGAUAUUGUUUUGCAAGGAUGUUUUACUGUAA
Mus pahari (shrew mouse) is the source of this 948-nucleotide messenger RNA. Its product is annotated as olfactory receptor 52E8-like. The coding region runs from base 1 to 948 and encodes 315 amino acids. Gene Ontology annotation, biological process: G protein-coupled receptor signaling pathway. Gene Ontology annotation, molecular function: G protein-coupled receptor activity; olfactory receptor activity. The transcript has a single exon. The record is from RefSeq and is a predicted model, not a curated record. Gene Ontology annotation, cellular component: membrane. NCBI's taxonomy places the organism in Eukaryota, Metazoa, Chordata, Mammalia, Rodentia, Muridae.